This is a messenger RNA of Drosophila hydei, 1879 nucleotides long. It is a transcript of the gene Sfxn2, whose product is annotated as sideroflexin-2. The transcript has 5 exons. Bases 448 to 1425 code for a protein of 325 amino acids. Gene Ontology annotation, cellular component: mitochondrial inner membrane. The record is from RefSeq and is a predicted model, not a curated record. Gene Ontology annotation, biological process: serine import into mitochondrion; monoatomic ion transport. NCBI's taxonomy places the organism in Eukaryota, Metazoa, Arthropoda, Insecta, Diptera, Drosophilidae. Gene Ontology annotation, molecular function: monoatomic ion transmembrane transporter activity.
GGCUAAUCGUUGGAUAAAAAAUAAAUAAAAAUAAGAGUGGGCCAAAAAACAUGCGAAUUAAGAUACAAUAGAAUGUAUUAAGACAGAUUACUGCUUGUGUGAGUGUAUGUAUGUAUGUGCUAAGUAGGUAGCAGCCGGUGGGGUGUCUACAACAACACCUCUGAAAUUUUAUUGGAACUGCGCCAGCGAAAAAAAAAAACUGCAGCAUUGAACCGCAUUGAAUGGCGGAAUUUUAGCUGAGAACGAAACACCUGCUUGCAACUUAUCAGAGUCAGCGAGCGUCGGCCCUAAGUACACACAACUCGAGUGUAAUUGUAACUAAGUGGCGUACGGAUAGGAUACGAGGCAGAAAUAGGGGCAAUAUAUCACGCAUAAUUUAAAGCAGCGACGUCGACAGCGAACUUUACGUAAUCGCAAAUAACGGACUAAAGUUUAAAUUCCAACGACAUGGCGGAGAAAUCGCUUACCGAUGUGGAGAGUCUGUUUGAUUUGAAGUCGUUUACGAGUCGCUUUCAGUACUAUGCCUGGAUGACGGACCCGCGCACGGUGCUGGUCUCCAGCGAUCGUUUGCUGCAGGCCAAGCAAAUAGUGGAGAGUUAUCGUGCAGGCGAACAGUCGCCCAAGCUAACACCAGCUGACAUGAAGUACAAUUUAAAGCUAUAUAGCUCAGCAUUUCAUCCGGAUUCGGGCGAGCUGCAGAACUUUGCCGGUCGCAUGAGUUUUCAGGUGCCUGGGGGCAUGUUGAUCACGGGCGGCAUGUUGGCAUUCUACCGCACCGUGCCCGCUGUGGUGCUCUGGCAGUUUCUCAAUCAAUCCUUCAAUGCGAUCGUCAACUAUACAAAUCGUAAUGCCAAUUCACCCACCAGUGUUACGCAGCUGGGUCUGGCUUUUGUUUCGGCAACUGGUGCAGCGCUAGUUGCCGCAAUUGGCUGCAAGAACUACUGGGCGAAAAGGGCAACGCCAUUGUUGCAACGCUAUGUGCCGUUUGCGGCUGUUGCAGCAGCGAACUGUGUCAACAUUCCCUUUAUGCGUCAGAACGAGAUACUCAACGGCAUUGAUGUAAAGAAUGCCGAUGGCGAGAUUGUUGGUCAGAGCCGCUUGGCCGCCAUUAAGGGCAUCAGCGAGGUAAUCAUAUCGAGAAUUACAAUGGCAGCACCAGGCAUGCUGUUGUUGCCCGUCGUCAUGGAGCGACUGGAGAAACUGCCAGCCUACAAGCGCAUCAAAUGGAUAAAUGCACCCUUCCAAACAAUCAUGGUGGGCUGCUUCCUCUGUUUCAUGGUGCCCACGGCUUGCGCGAUUUUCCCGCAACAGUGCAGCUUGGAUAGCAAAACAAUGAGCACCUUCGAGCCGGAACUCUACAAGGACAUGGUCAAGCGCACUGGUGGCAAUGUGCCUGAACGUGUCUACUUCAACAAGGGUCUAUAAGGCGCUAAAGAGCUUCGAAUCGUCUGCUAGACACUUAGACAAUAAAUGUGUUAAUUGUUGCUUAGGCAUUUAUAGAAACGCGCAACGCAAUUGUUCCUGGUUCCUUGUCACAUGGGAGUAGUCAAUGUUCCAAACUAAAUGAUAUCGUAAUUUGUGUUUACUGUGAACUUUUUAGCAUAGUGAAUAUGUCUUGUAACGUAUGGGGCUCUGUAAGCUAAAGUGAAAAAUAAUUUGAUGCUAAAUUUUAAUUUAAUAUACAGUUUAACGGCUGAAAAUGUGAACUAAUCUAAGCUAAGUUUCUCAGCAAGAUGCAGGUUGACUCGGAACAUUUUAUAAUCUUCAAAUAACUUCAUUGACUUACUAAUUCUAAUCUGUUAAUUGCGUGUUAAAACUAAGUCAGUAGGGCAGCACUUAAAAUAAAUAACAAAAAAAUAAAUUCACAAAAAUAAUAUGA